Molecule: messenger RNA, 1893 nt
Organism: Neltuma alba
Lineage: Eukaryota; Viridiplantae; Streptophyta; Magnoliopsida; Fabales; Fabaceae
Exons: 7
Coding region: 1-1893 (630 amino acids)
Biological process (GO): proteolysis
Molecular function (GO): cysteine-type peptidase activity
Source: RefSeq, a predicted model, not a curated record
AUGGGGAAGGAUGCACAAAGAAGCAGUAAUUUCUCCGGUUAUGCCUUGUUUACGGAGGAAUUCUACAAGAAAAGCUCAAAGAAGUACAAAUCACUUGAAGCAGGAAAUGCACAAGUGAGAAAGGCAUGGGAUAAAUUAUCAGAACAACAAAGAGAGGAAUAUUGUGAAAGGGCUAAGGCACAAAGACCUCCCACCAAGUCCAAGAAGUAUAUUGUUCCUUUCUAUACAAGAUGUGCACCAAAACAAUUCAUGCAAGUUUGCAAGCACAUCAAAGAAAGGAAGGAACUGAUGAAUAGGCUGAAAAAAAUAGGGUUUGACAAGUUGGUUGAAGUGUGUUGUCACACAAUUCAAAGAGAAUUGUGUGGAGAGUUUAUGUCUGCAGUUGAUGUUGCAUCAAAAAACAUUUCCAUAAGAGGGAAGACAAGGAAAAUGAGGGCAAAAGAUGUGCAUGAAUUUCUGGGGCUACCAUUUGACGGAGAAGAGAUUAAAGUAGUUGUGAAUAAUGAAGAUGAAGUGUUCAAGCAGUGGAGGAUUGUGUAUGGCAAUAUUCCAUACAAGAAGAUAGCAUCAUUGUUGACUGAGGAGAACCAAGAUGAAAAUUUUGAGGUGCUGUUUGUCAUGUAUGCAUUGGGAACAUUGUUAUGUCCUAAUGCAAGUAUUUGUGUGGGUGAUUAUUUGUUGAAGGUAAUACUAUCAACAAAGGAUAGAUUGGAUAAGUUUGAUUGGUCCUCUUAUGUGUUGCAUGAACUAUAUAAGGGGAUUGGAGUGUACAAGAAACAAUUGGAAAAAGGCAAGUUGACUGAGAAGAAGAAGAAUGUGCCAGGUUGUCUAUACUUCCUAAUGUUAUAUUGUCUACAAAAUUUUCCAUUGGGAGAAACAAAAGCUGCACAUGUAAAGGAUGCUGUUGCAUAUUGGGAUGAAAAGAAAGUGCAGCAAAGAGUUAAGGAGGAGAAGGAAAGCAAUCGAGGACUCUUGCAUCCGGCAAAGCAAUCCACCAAAUUUGAUCCUGAAAAUUUAACUCACCCGGAGAUCAAAAAGACAUAUACUCGAUUAGUGUCUAUGCUGGGGGAGGAAAUGAUGGCCCUUCAGUCAAGACUAAUGGAGGGUAGUGGCAAUGUAAGUGAAGAGGACAAAGAUGAGGCAGAAGAAUCUGAAGCAGAAGAGGAAAAAGUUGAGAAAGGAAGUGAUUCAGAGGAUGAGGAAGAAGAUGACAGAAAUGAAGAAGAAGAAUCUGAAUCACAAGAUGAUAGAAAUGAAGAAGAAGACAAGGCUGGGAAAAAGAGAACAAUUGAUGACAGGCAAGCUUUAUUUGACAUGUGCACAGCAAGGUGUAACCAUGAGGAGCAAGAGCAAUACUUUGUAUCGAUGUAUGGAUACUUCCUAACCCGUGGUGAGUUGCAAUGUCUCCAACGUAGAAGAUGGAUAAACGACAGGUUUAUGACUAUGGUGGCGAAGACAUUCGUUGGAGAUCAAAAGGAAAAAGAUGGGCGAGUCAACCGUCAUAUAUUUUCUGCAGAUUUCAUGCAGAAAAUGGUGGCGAAUCCUUUAAGGUGGAAAUGGGAGGACCAUGAAAAAGAAAUAUUACCUGAAUAUAUUGGAUACAAUAUCGGGGAUUGCGAUUUCAUUUUUGGUCCUACUCUAUUUGAAGAUCAUUGGUUUUGUUAUGUUUUUGAGACAAAGACCAUGACCUUCCACGCCCUUGACUCGUUGGUUGAUAGCAUCACAUUCAUGAGAUUACAAGCCGAGGAAGAAGAAGCAAAGAAGAAGGGGGGUGAGCAACAACAUGACGCAAAGAAGAAGAAAAAGAGGACAAGUAAAAGGCAGUUCGACCCCAAACAGUUCAUGGCAACACAAACUUUGUCACUGGAUGCUAUACUAGUUGUCACCGGAUGA